ACAUGCGCAUACACGCUCUUGCGUGGGAAGUUUAUUGGUUUUUGGUUUUUUCUGUCGAAUGUGGCCAUUGUAGCACAGAAUCGAGGUGUCGUAGUACGUUUAAUAAUAAGUCAACCAAACUUUUCGUAACACAACUCGACAAUAUUCUUAUUAACAUUUUAUACUCGGGAUUAACGUUUUAUACUCGAGAUUACAAAUAACCGAACUACAAUUAAUUGUUAGCUAUUGUUAAUUGUUUCUGACAUAUAGUGGUUCCUAUCAACGUUGAUCAAGAUGCACGUGAAGAAAUAUAUUCACCCGAGAAAUAAAUAUAAAAAUCCACCGAAUUACAAGAAGCUUGCAAUCUUGUAUCCAGAGUUCCGCAAGGUUGCAAUCACGGAUCUUACAGGGAAAGUCAAGCUAGACUUCAAGAAGGAGGAAAGUGUCCGUGUACUUACAGAGACACUUUUGAAGCAUGAUUUUGAUCUGCAUGUAAGCAUACCACCUGAUAGAUUGAAUCCAGCACUUACACUGCGCAUGAAUUAUAUUCUAUGGAUCGAGGACUUGAUGCGACAUUUCAAACUAACAAUGGAUGAAACAAUAGGAAUAGAUAUUGGCACAGGAGCAAUUUGUGUAUAUGCUUUGUUACUAGCCAAGAUCUAUAAAUGUCACAUGAUUGGUACAGAGGUGGACCAGGAAAGUGUAGAGCAUGCAAAAAAUUGCAUAAGAAGGAACAAUCUACAAGACUUAAUUAAAAUAAUUACAGUGAACUCGGAGAGCAUUUUUAAGGAUGCAGUGGAAGAAAAUAAAGUUUAUGACUUUUCUAUGUGCAAUCCACCCUUUUUUGAAAACGAGGGGAAUGAUGAAAGAGUUGCAAAGACUUUGCCACCGAGAAAUGCACCAAGUGGAAAUGAAGGUGAGCUGAAGACCAAAGGUGGCGAAUUAUCGUUUGUGACAAGAAUGAUUGAGGAGAGUAUUGAGCUGAAAGAUCAAAUAAAAAUAUACAGCACAAUGAUAGGGAAGAAGAUAGACUUGCUUCGUCUUAUGAAAAUGAUAAGGUCUAAAAAUAUAGAGAAUGCAACAUGGACGGAAUUCUGUCAGGGUUAUACAACACGGUGGGCCUUGGCAUGGAGCUUUCUACCGAAAGACGUCAUGGAUUUAACUACAGCACCUUUUAUUAGAAAAACUAGGAAAUCCACGGCGCCACUUAUCAGGGAUCACAAAACAUUGAUAACGUUUCCUGUGAAGGACGAAUUUUCUAGUAUGGACGAUGUGAUAAGUUUUCUAAGUACAACAGCAAAAGAGUUGAAUAUUAAAUUACAAGAAGUACCAACUUUCGAGGAUAUUUUCGACGGUUGGGUAUGUCAAUUGACCGUCAGGGAAAAGACAUGGGAGCACGCGCGCAGAAAACGACGAUUAGCACAGCAGCUCGCGUUAAAAAAAUUGAAAAAUGUAGACGGCGAUUGUGUUAACGUAAGCACGUACACGGAAGAUACGUUAAACGCAGUGUCUGUUUUAGAAGAGAAUGUCGACGCCAAGCAAGCUGAUGAAAUUUCUUUGGAGGAAAGAUUAUCAGUAAGGAGUAAAGAAGAAAGUGAGGAGAGUUCGAGCAAAUGCGAUCCUUUGCUCACUUGCGAGCUUUUCGUGGAAAUCGAUAGUCCGAAUAUGGAAGAGACGGUUUCAGAUGAUGACAUGUUUAGCAUAUGGAUGAACUUCAAGGACGGAAGCGGCGGCCUGGACGCGUUACAGUCAUUGAAACAGUAUUUGAAGAAUAGAUUGGGUGUGAAAAGAACGGUUCUUCACGAUUCGUCGAAACCAGUUAAAGUGAGAAAGAAAAGCGUCCUAUUGAAGGCGCUACCGGACCGCUAAAUCGACCGUAAAGUAUUGUUUAUGGGCUUACUUGAGGAAUAAAAUUUGCCAUUCGACUUGUUACAUAUAAAA
This is a messenger RNA of Harpegnathos saltator (Jerdon's jumping ant), 1920 nucleotides long. Its product is annotated as U6 small nuclear RNA (adenine-(43)-N(6))-methyltransferase. Gene Ontology annotation, cellular component: nucleus. The record is from RefSeq and is a predicted model, not a curated record. The transcript is spliced from 6 exons. Gene Ontology annotation, molecular function: 23S rRNA (adenine(1618)-N(6))-methyltransferase activity. The coding region runs from base 274 to 1848 and encodes 524 amino acids. Gene Ontology annotation, biological process: rRNA base methylation. Lineage: Eukaryota; Metazoa; Arthropoda; Insecta; Hymenoptera; Formicidae.